Molecule: messenger RNA, 1506 nt
Organism: Thecamonas trahens ATCC 50062
Lineage: Eukaryota; Apusomonadida; Apusomonadidae
Product: translocase
Exons: 1
Coding region: 17-1144 (375 amino acids)
Molecular function (GO): protein binding
Source: RefSeq, a predicted model, not a curated record
ACGUACAAGGGGGAGUAUGGACAAGGAGCGCGAGGGCGUGUUUGAGCUCCUUCCGUCGUCGUCUGACGGGGAGUCGUCUGGCGAUGACGUCUUCUAUGACGCCGUCGAGCUUCACGAAGACGAGGCGGACCAGGUGGAGGAUGCUGUGGUCGAUGGCGCCGAGGUCGAGAAUGCUGUGGUCGAUGGGGCCGAGGUCGAGGAUGCUGUGGUCGAUGGGGCUGAGGUCGAGGAUGCUGUGGUCGAUGGCGCUGAGGUCGAGGAUGCUGUGGUCGAUGCCGCCGAGGCGGCCGAGGCCGAGGAUGCUGUGGUCGAUGCCGCCGAGGCGGCCGAGGCCGAGGAUGCUUGUUGCGAUGCCGCUACGACCGAGUUGGAGGCCGAUGUCUCCGCGACGGAUGCUGAGGCUGAUGCCGCUACGGUGGGGACACUGGCCAGUGGCGCAGAUGCGGAGAACGCUGUGGCCGAUGGGGCUGAACCCACCGCUGCUGCACCUGCGUCUGGAUCCCCUACCACUCCUGCACCGCCUCCGUCCGGCCCAGAUCCGUUUGCUGACAACGAUGAUAGCGAUGCGGGAUCGAAUGCCGAGGUGGAGGAGGUUUGGACACCCGAGGCAGCGCGGAUGGCCGAGGAGCGUGCGCUGGCGCUAAAAGAAGAGGGCAACGAGCUGUUCCGCGCUGGCGCGCUCGACGACGCGGUUGAUCGGUACACCAAGGCGGUUGCGGCGGCGCCUCCGGGCUCGGCCGCGACUGCGGUGUACUUUUCCAACCGCGCAGCGUGCUACCUCUUGCAGGAGCGCCACGAGGAGGCCGUGGCUGACUGCAGCUCAGCACUCAAGAUCGAUCCCGAGUACGUCAAGGCAUACGUGCGGCGGGCCAAGUGCCGCGAGGCGCUCGACAGGCUGCGUGGAGCGCUCGACGACUGGACCGAGGUCGCCAAGCGGCAGCCCAAGAAUCCGACUGCGGUGGCCAAGCUCCGCAGUCUGCCGCCGCUUGUGGCCGAGCAGGAGGAGCGCCAGAAGGCCGAGGCGCUGGGCAAGCUCAAGGACCUGGGCAACACCAUCCUCGGCAAGUUUGGCAUGUCGCUUGACAACUUUCAGAUGGUGCAGGAUCCUGCGACGGGCGGCUACUCGAUCAACUUUAAGCAGUGAUGCGCGACGAACGACUAGUUGGUCCACGUCCCAAGGCGCGAGCCCAUGGUGAUGAGCGUCUCGACGCCGUUGCGCGAGUUGUAGAGCAGGUCGGCGUCAAAGGCAAUCGAGUUGGGCGGGAAGGUGAGGACGACGGUCGAGCCGCCAAACUGAAAGUAGGAAAAGUCCUCGCCCUUGGUCACCGUCGCGCCGGUGCCCUUGAGCAUGACGACCGAGCCGACGCAGGUGGCGCCAAUAGCCACAAAGCCGACCUUGCGGCCGGGGCGACCCGAGUCGAUGAUGGAGAUAGUGCGGGUGUUGUAGAUGGCGCCGUUGUUGGAGCGCAUGGCGUCGGCGCCGACGCUGUAAAUCGUCGACUUGAC